Spodoptera frugiperda (fall armyworm) is the source of this 4368-nucleotide messenger RNA. Its product is annotated as A disintegrin and metalloproteinase with thrombospondin motifs adt-2. The record is from RefSeq and is a predicted model, not a curated record. Gene Ontology annotation, molecular function: metalloendopeptidase activity. Bases 527 to 3199 code for a protein of 890 amino acids. The transcript has 13 exons. Lineage: Eukaryota; Metazoa; Arthropoda; Insecta; Lepidoptera; Noctuidae. Gene Ontology annotation, biological process: proteolysis.
UAAAGGAAUUUUGUUUUCGUAUCACUUUAUAUUAUAGAGUAAUUUAAUGUAAGUACCAUCUACAAUUCUACAUUAUGCUCUGUGGCUUAGACAAACAUUUGCAUUGCACAUCACAUCUAUCUAAGUAGUAGUAAAGUAUAGGCAUACAUGAAUGAACUGUACCUCGAUCAAUAACAUCAUGACUCAGCCGUCACUCUUCAGAUAAAGAGAAUGCGGGCUGUCUUCUUACAUAUCAAAGAAAGCAUGAUAAAAUACUGAGAACUUGAGUUAUGUGCCCUAAAAGUACAGGUUACACGAUUUGAGGUUCGUGGUAAUUAGUGAAUUGUUUUUAACCGAAUAUAAUUAGGUUUGAUAUUUAGUAGAAUAGGCUGACAUUUGUAGUAGUGCGAGGAGCGCUCGCCUCGCUGACUGGCCGCGGCGGCGGGCGGCGGUGGUGUCCGCGUCCCUCAGUCGAUAUUGUUCAUUUGUUUUGAUUAGCGGAAGCCGAUGACUGUCGGCGAGGUCGAGUGAUGGAUGACUCGCGACAAUGCUCCUCAGGGGACGCGUGUGGGCGGUGCCUUCGCAGCCAAAUUCUGCACUUUCCUUCGACUUUCUCUUGGAGGUGCGAAAGGUGUUCACUUCAUUCGGGGGCUCGCAAUGCUUAUUCGGUAGCUGGCGCCUCAUAAGUGUACGCGUUCUAAUCGCGCGCAACGACUGUCGGUCCCUCGCCUCACACGGUGCAUCGCGCGUGCUUCAGAUAUUCAAAGCACCUGCAUGCGACUUCCGAGCGCCGGGUUAUAAGAAGUGCGCGGAUUGUGAAGGAGUAACUUAUCGUGUGGUGUCUGGACAGCAAUGUGAGGCAGCGAUGGCCCUCGCAAGUGAUAUAGUGUUAGUAACGCUGCUGUGCAUGGUCCGCGACGGUGCGCCUGCGCGGUUUCCCGACCUACUUCCCCUGCACGGCUGGUGGACGAAUGCAGAGCGUAUGCACGACAACUCCGACAUUCAGGUGGUGUACCUCCCAGCGCUACUACCAAGAGAGGCACAACUUGCCUCCGAUAAACAAGCCGAUGACAUCCCAUUACCGUACAGCUUCGAUGCUUUCGGAAGGAAUUUUGAACUUCAAUUGGUGCCGAAUCGUCGACUGGUCUCCCCUGAGUUCCGAGUUUGGUCAGACCAGGGUCAGGAAGCUUCGCUCUCCGCCGUAGACUCUUCCUGCCACUUCCAGCACGCAGGACCUAAUGCAGUCGCUGCAUUCUCAGCGUGCAGAGAUCACGCUCUUCAUGGAUUGAUAGUCGUCGACAAUUCGACUUAUGAAGUACGCCCUCUACCACUCGGCAGCGGGCGGGCGGAAAACGGUAACGGCCGCACUGCGCAUGUCAUCCGUCGCGCUCCGCCGCCCGCGCCGCCCGGCGAUGACGCACGUAUACUGCGACCGCGCGUGCGCAGACCACGGGCCUACUCCCCACGACUCAAGCCUGGUCCGCCCAACUACACCAUCGAAAUAGCCUUAUUCCUUGACGAAGCUGCUUACAAAAUAUUCUACCCUUAUCUCAACUACAGCGAGUCAGACCUCCGUGAUAUGCUUUUGGCAUACAUAAAUGGUGUGCAAGCUCUGUACCAACACUCGUCUCUGGGCACUCACAUUCAGCUGUCCCUUGUGCGCUUGACGCUGCUGCGGUCACAACCAUCUUCUCUGCCAGCGCAUGCAGAGCGUGGCCGAUUGCUUGACUCGUUCUGUGCGUACCAGCGGUCGUUGAAUGUAGACGAUGACGAUGAUCCUCAGCACUGGGACAUGGCCUUGCUGCUAUCAGGGUUGGACUUCUAUUCGGAGGAAGGAGGUCGUCGGAAUGGUGUGACGAUGGGCUUGGCGCCGGUGGGAGGCGUGUGUUUACCAGCACAUGCGUGUGUGGUUUCAGAAUUCGGCACGUCUGAUCUGCUCGGCCGGCCCUAUCCCUCCGCUGGCUUCACCUCUGUCUAUAUCCUAGCGCAUGAGAUUGGACACAAUCUGGGAAUGCAUCACGAUGGGACGGGUAACAACUGCGCCCGCGACGGCUACAUCAUGUCUCCUUCGCGCGGGACCAACGGCGAGGCUUCCUGGUCCACAUGCAGCGCUCGCGUCGUUGCCGAUUUGCAAUGGGCAACUUGCUUGUUUGAUGGCUCUGAUGACUUGGAUGCGCCCAGUGAGCUGCAGCACGAGAGGUUUGGAGGAGCGCCCGGAACUAUAUGGAGUGCAAAGAAGCAGUGUGAGAUCCUGUUGCGUGACGCUGACGCGGCCCCGUCUCCGAGCGGUCCGGCGGGCGAGCACUGCUCCCAGCUUGCCUGCCGCACGCCGCACCGCGCUGGGUACUACUACGCUGGACCCGCGCUACCUGGCACGCCCUGCGGAAUGCAUAUGUGGUGUCAAGGAGGCGAGUGUGUGCCAGCGAAGGCUCUGCCAACAACGAGUACGACGGCGAAACCUGACAAGGAUGCUGACAACACUAUAUCAGGAGGUUGGAGUCCGUGGCGGGAAGCAAGUUGCCAGUCUGGCUGUUCUGAUAAGAGUCGAGGGUUCCGGGAGCGACGGCGAGUGUGUAUGAAGCCAGCGAGUGACGCCUGCCAGGGAGCCUCGUAUGAUGUCGUGCUGUGCGAUGAUACUAAGGUUUGCGGCAAGAAAACCCGUGUAGGUGCAAGUGAGCUGGCGUCCCGUAAGUGUGCGGAGUAUGCCUCGCUGCUGCCAGAGCUGGACCCUCGAGGAGGUGGUCUGCAGGCACCACACGAUCCCACUCGUAUGUGGAUGGGAUGUGCUGUAUUCUGCCGUCGUGCUUCGGGAGGUGGUUUCUAUGCACCGCGGGUUGAGCUGAACGAUGCAGGCAAGGACCCUUACUUCCCCGAUGGUACUUGGUGUCAUAACGAUGGAAGCCAAGACUAUUACUGCCUUCAACAUCACUGCCUACCUGAGAACUUCAAGAUGAACGCGCAAUGGCAUAUUUGGGAGCUACCUAGCGAAGAUGUAUCGGGACCAUUCAACGCUCGCGCCUUGUCGACUCCUGACGAUGAAGCGGCAGCCGCUGCGAUCAGAGCCUACCUGUCUCUGGACAAUGCUGGAGUACCUCUCACCAGGUCUGAGUUACCACCUCAAAUUCCUGAGGAACCUGAAGAGAAUUGGGAAGUGGUAGACUAUGUAGAUGUACCUAAGCAGAGAAAAAGGAGUCCUAGAGGUUAUUCACCGGGUACAUAGUGACGUGUCACAGAUACAAUGAGAGUCAGAGGUUAUCAUGUCAGUCCAUUUAUUGAAAUGAUUUAUAGGUACAGGUGAUUGAUAUGUCUACGUUGCUAUCUAAAAGUUCCAUCCCGUAUAUUAUUGUUAUUGUUUACAUGAUAUUCUUGUUCUGGUUAAUGGACAUUUCUAUAAACGUAUCUUGUAAUUUUGAGAGGUCUUAGCACGAGUUUGCUUUACGUUUAACGAAACGAACGCGAUUGGCCGGCUCCAAAUAACCAACCAAUCACAGUGCCGAUCGCGCGCUAAUUUUGAUAACGUUAAACGUAAAGUUAAAUCGUACUAAGGCCCCAGGUUUGUAUAAUGAUUUUGCCCCAAAACUGACAAUAUGCAGUACAUUGUAAAGUAUUUAGUUGUAAGUACCUACCAAUAUCUUGCCAAAACGUAGUUUAAUAAUUUAUUUAAGGUAGAAUUAAGUUUGAGGUGCAACCAGUGCCUUCUAAAGCAUUUAUUAGUAUUGACAGUAUUAGAACGAGUAUUAGGAAUAAUGCAUUUAUUUUUAAGUAGCCAUUAAGAUAAGUUAUCAUUUACUUUGAAAUGGAGGAUGCACGAUUUUUCUGUUUGUAAUACAAGGUAAGAAAAUGUUACAUUGUAUUUAGAAAUUAGUGUGACUAUCGUAUUUAUGGAUUCAAUUUGAACAGACAAUGUAAGUUACUGAUUCACGAGAAGAACUUUCGUCACUCCAUAAAUAAAUAAAAUAUACCUAAAAUGUUGAAGUAUAUACUUCGACUACACGACGCGCGGUGACAUGGCAACGUAACGGCUGCUGCGCAACGUGUAGCGGGUUCGAUUCCCGCACGGAGCAACUCUUUGUGUGAUCCACAAAUUGUUGUUUCGGGUCUGCGUGUCAUGUGUAUGUGAACUUGUAUGUUUGUAAACGCACUCACGAUACAGGAGAAAAUCCUAGUGUGGGACAACGUUUUAAAAAAGAAAAAAAUGUGUACGAUAAUAAAAUACUAGUCUUUCUAUUUAUACGUGCAGCCAACUGUUUUGUAUUUUAUUUAAAUGUGUAGAGUUAAAGGUUUUAGUUUUAUGUUCCAAUAAAGUUUAUUUUCUUCGGCAGUUUUUAUGUAACGUGGUUUAUUUAAUCACGCUUUGGUCUCUUUGAAUAUACGAGUACGCAAUCUCUU